This is a messenger RNA of Aphidius gifuensis, 2166 nucleotides long. RefSeq names its product cyclic AMP response element-binding protein A-like (gene CrebA). Lineage: Eukaryota; Metazoa; Arthropoda; Insecta; Hymenoptera; Braconidae. The record is from RefSeq and is a predicted model, not a curated record. Gene Ontology annotation, molecular function: cAMP response element binding; DNA-binding transcription factor activity, RNA polymerase II-specific. Bases 372 to 1718 code for a protein of 448 amino acids. The transcript is spliced from 6 exons. Gene Ontology annotation, biological process: regulation of transcription by RNA polymerase II.
UAACAUUAUUAUCGUAGACAAAGAAGAUUUCUACCAAUCAAUUAAUUUUUUUUUAUCACAUAAUUAACUAAUUUGGUUUUUUUUUUUAUUUUUCUUUCAUUAGGUUUUUAGGAUUCAUUCCAAUCGGUUCAUUCGACUUUAGCAAGUGUAGAAUGUGAAGCAAAUACAGUUUACAGUUGGAAAUAUCGAUGGAAUAUUCUCCCAGAAAAAAGGAAUGCAAUGAGCCAAUUUUAGAAACGCCUGAUUGAUCAGCAGGCAAAAAACAACAAAAAUAUCUUUGAAUCUUGAUAAAAAAAUAUAAAAAGAAAUCAAUCAAAAAAAAAAAAAAAAAUUAAAUCAAGUUAGAAUAAAUAAAUAAAUUAAUAUUUAUAAUGGACGAAUCUGCAAUGGAUUUUUUGGCUUCUGAUAAUCACACUUCAGCUAUGGAUGAUUUGUGGGCGAAUUAUAAUAAUGAUUCGUGUUCAAUGCCUGACAGUAUGACAUCAUCAAGAGACGAUGAAUGGGGUGGUAUAUUUUGUGAUAAAGAUAUUAAAACAGCAUCUGAUGUUAUAUUAAAAGAUCAAUUAAUAACUGAUGCAUCAUUGGGUGUUAAAAGACCAAUUAAAAGUGAACAUAGUUAUAGUAUGCUUGUAACAAGCCCACCACCAAGUCCAGAUGAUAAUCAACAAAUACUUAAUUUAUAUUCACCAUCAACAAUUCAUCAUUUAAGUCAAUUACAUUGGUUUCAAAAUAUUAAAACAGUUGGUCUUCAAAAUAAAAUUGAUGAAAUGGAUGAAGAAUGUUAUCCUGCAAUUUCAAUGAAUACAGCAUCUGGACGUGAUUCAUUAAAUUCACUUAAAAAUAAUAUUAAUAUUAAUAAUAAUAGUAAUAAUAAUAAUAUUAUUUUAUCAUCUCCCCUAGUCAAUAAAAAAAGUCCUCCAUCACCUUUACCAACAGAAUUAGAAGAACUUAUUAUUAAGGGUGAGCCAGUAAGUGAACCAAGUAGUCCAGCACCAGAUUGUCUCAACUUGGAAUAUAUUGAUGAUACAAAUAAAUUAGAUGCCAUGAUAUCACCACAUAGUAUACAUUUUAAUGAUGUUAAAACAUUACAAAAUAGAAAUGAAUUAGAAGAAGAAUUAUAUGAACGUAUUGAUAUUCCAUUUGGAAAUCAUGAUACUGGAAAAAUAGUUAAUCGAAGAGGAUCAAAUAGAGGUCUUCCACCAACACCACCAAGUAGUGCUAGUUCAGAUAGUGAAGGUUUACCAUCAGCAUCAAGUUCACCACAACAUGGUUAUUCACAAAAUUCAAUAAUUGGACAAAAUAUUAAUGCUUAUCCUUAUCCACGUCUUUAUGUUUCAACAAAUCGACAAUCAGGAAGACAUCCAAUUCAAACUGAUCUUAUAUCAACUCAACUUAAAGGUGCAACUGGACCACUUAUAUUAACUGAAGAAGAAAUACGUACAUUUAGAAAUGAAGGAUAUGAUAUACCAGAAAAAAUGCCAUUAACAAAAAUACAAGAAAAAUUAUUAAAAAAAAUAAGAAGAAAAAUUAAAAAUAAAAUAUCAGCACAAGAAUCAAGACGUAAAAAAAAAGAAUAUAUGGAUGAUCUUGAAAGAAAAGUAAAAUAUUUAUCAAAUGAAAAUUCAUCUUAUCAAAAUCGUUUGAAAAAACUUGAAACAACAAAUAAUGAUUUACUUAAAGAGCUCAAACGUUUACAAGAACUUGUUGGAGGUCAAUAAUAACAUGUUGACUUUUUUUUUUUUUGAAUAUUUUAAAGUUUAUAAUAGUUAAUUUUUUUUUUUGCGUUAAUAGAUUAAUAUUAAUAUUACAAGGAAUAAGUCUUCCCAAAGUAAAUAAUUCAAUUAUUAUUUAUAUAAUUAAUUAAUAUAAUAAAAUGAGUGAUUUAAACUCAGGAUUCAACUCGUUGUCAGUCCACACGAGUGCCUAAAUGACUAAAUAAAAAUUAUAUAUUUUCAAUAUUUAUAUAAAUGAAAAUAUUUAUUUUUCAUCUAAAUAAAUUAUUAGUACAAUAAUGCAUUUAAUUAUAUUUUAUUAAAUAGAUAUUAAAUAAAAAAAAAAAACUCGUCCAGAUAAUUCAACAGCUAAUAAACAGACUGUCUCAAUUCCAAGUUUGUUGAAAAAAAAAAAACAGAGUGAUAUUUUAUGAAAAAAAAAAUAUAUAUAAAU